AUGCACGUUGAACACAAGAAGGCCAAGAUGGAGACUGUUCAGGGCUCCGUCGCUCUGGACAUGGCUAGAAGGACCAGUCCCCCGAGUCCGUGGAGUUCAGACAUGAGAAAGCUAUACUUGGUCUUGACUGUGGCGUAUCUUUGUUCAGCCUUGAACGGUUUUGACGGCUCACUCAUGGGGGCUCUGCUUCCUAUCUCGCAGUUUCGGGAAACUUUUGGCUCUGGCUUGGUCGGUGCCAAAGCCUCCCUGAUCCAGGGAAUGUACACCAUUGGAGGUGUUUCCGCGCUGCCUUUUGUCGGCUUCUUCCUGGAUACUUGGGGACGACGAUGUGGCAUGUUUGUUGGAUCCUGCGCGGUCAUUCUCGGGACUAUUCUGGGUGGUACCGCCAACCACAUGGAUCAACUGCUUGCCAGCCGAUUCUUCCUCGGCUGGGGAUACUCGUUGGCCUCCUCUGCCGCUCCCGCGUAUGUGGUGGAGAUGAGCCAUCCCGCCUACCGUGACAUCCUGACCGGUUUGUACAAUUGCCAGUACUUUGUCGGCGCGAUUGCCGCUGCCGGUGCGUGUCGCGGGUGUCUGAGAUUCUCGAGUUCCCUUGCGUGGCGAAUUCCCAUUUGGUGCCAGUUGAUCUCGUCCAGCAUUGUGGUGAUCACUGUUUGGUUUAUCCCCGAGUCACCUCGGUGGCUCUAUAGCCAUGGCCACCGCGACAAAGCCUGGGAUGUCAUUAUCAACUACCACGGCGAAGGCUCCCGGGAUAAUGCCUAUGUUCAGCUGCAAAUCCGAGAAUAUGAAGAGGCGAUCAACCUGGAAGGCUCCGAUAAGCGGGCCUGGGACUUUAGAGAACUCGUUAACACGAAGCCCGCGAGAUGGCGCCUUCUCUGCGUGGCCAUCGCAUCUUUUAUGAGCCAGUGGGCACAGGCUGGUGUCACGACCUAUUACAUCGGUGGGCUGUUAGCGACAGCUGGAAUCACGGAUACGACGCAAGUACUCAAUGUCAAUCUGGGCAACACCGUUCUUUCUGCGGCUGGAGCCUAUUUGGGUAGCUAUCUGGGCCCGAAACUUCGACGGAGACCCAUGAUGAUUGGCACAUCUAUUUUAUGCAGUCUCUUCUUUGCGGGUUUCUCUGCCACCACUGGGGUGUACACAAAGUCGCUGGAGAUAGGAGCAGCCACUGGCUCAAUUGUGUUCAUCUUCCUCAUCGGCUUCUGUUACAGCUUUGGCUGGACCCCAUUGCAGGCCAUGUAUGCCGUCGAAUGUCUCUCCUACGAGACCCGCGCCAAGGGAAUGGCCAUGUACUCUGUCUUUACUAAUAUUGCCCUGUUGGUGAACCAGUUCGGGAUAGGAGGUGCCAUCGAUGCCAUUGGCUGGCACACAUACAUUAUUUUGGCGGGCUGGAAUAUUGUCCAAGGCAUCGUUAUAUACUUUUUCGCUGUUGAGACAAACCAGCGGACUCUCGAAGAACUCAGCGAGAUCUUCGAUGCCCCCAAUCCCCGCAAGAAGAGCACGGAGCCACAACAGGUCUUGGUUUCUGAGACUGAACAGGUGGUGCAGGUUGAAAAGGCAUAG
Molecule: messenger RNA, 1563 nt
Organism: Aspergillus wentii DTO 134E9
Lineage: Eukaryota; Fungi; Ascomycota; Eurotiomycetes; Eurotiales; Aspergillaceae
Exons: 4
Coding region: 1-1563 (520 amino acids)
Biological process (GO): carbohydrate transport; transmembrane transport
Cellular component (GO): membrane
Molecular function (GO): carbohydrate:proton symporter activity
Source: RefSeq, a predicted model, not a curated record